AUGAACGUGGUGUUAGAUGAGAGCUCCCAGCAGUAUGUCACGAUAAACAUCCAUAAAGGCCUAUAUACCUAUAAGCGUUUGCCUUUUGGUGUAUCAUCUAGCCCUGCUAUUUUUCAGAGGAUUAUGGAGGGGAUCCUCCGGGGAAUCCCUCACUGCAGUGUGUUUUCGGAUGAUAUUCUUCUGAGUGGUCCAACAGAGGCAGAGCAUCUGAAAACCCUGGAGGAGGUGCUACAGAGGAUGGAAGACCAUGGGCUGCGCCUCAAGCGACAGAAAUGCUCCUUCCUCCAGGAUGAAGUAAUGUAUCUAGGGCACAUGAUUGGGCUCCGCCCAGUAACAGAGAAAAUGGCCGCCAUAAAAGAUGCCCCCACACCUAAGACUGUUUCAGAGCUGAAAAGCUAUCUAGGACUGCUGAAUUAUUACCAUCGUUUCCUCCCUAAUCUGUCUUCCCUUCUUUCUCCUCUCCACUCCCUACUCAGGAAAGAUGUUUGGUGGAGUUGGGGCCCAACCCAGCAGGCAGCUUUUGAGAUGUCUAAAACUCUUCUUCAGUCUUCCCAGGUCCUGGUGCACUAUGACACGAAGAAGGAGGUGAUUCUGGCGUGCGAUGCCUCGCCCUACGGGGUGGGGGCGGUGUUGUCCCACCGAAUGCCAGAUGGGUCAGAGAGACCUGUGGGGUUUGUAUCUCGUACAUUGACUGCUGCAGAACGGAACUAUUCACAGCUGGAUAAGGAGGGUCUGGCUGUGAUGUUUGGAGUGAAGAAGUUCCACAACUAUGUGUAUGGCCGUAAUUUCACCAUAGUUACGGACCAUAAGCCCCUCCUCAGUCUAUUUAGUGAGGCUAGAACGGUGCCUCAAAUGGUUUCGCCCCGUGUCCAGAGGUGGGCGGUGACGUUGGGGGCCUAUAACUAUGUGAUGGUUUACAAAGCAGGCAAGGACCAUGGAAAUGCUGACGCUUUCAGCCGUCUGCCUGUUUCCUCCGGGGAGGAGGAGGGGGAGGAUCCAGAGGAUGGGGGUACGGUGAUGAUGUUAGAGCACCUUGAUACCCCCCUAGUGACUGACAGACAAGUGGAGAGGUGGACCAGUCGGGACCCUGUUCUAGCCCGGGUAUGGGAGUAUGUCGGGCGGGGCUGGCCUAGUGGGGUAAUUAAUCCCUGUUUUGCUCCCUAUUACCAGAGACGAGAUGAACUCAGUAUCCAAGGGGGGUGUGUCCUCUGGGGGGCCCGAGUUGUCAUCCCUACAAGGGGCCGUCCAGCCGUGUUGCAGCAAUUGCACCAGUCACACCCCGGUAUCACCAGAAUGAAGGGCCUGGCACGGAGCUACGUCUGGUGGCCACAGCUGGAUGCGGAUGUUGAGGGGCUGGUGAGGGGCUGUAACAUCUGUCAGGUAAACCGAAAAAUGCCGACUCACGCUCCCCUGCAUCCGUGGGAGUGGCCAGCCAAGCGAUGGAGACGGAUACACAUAGAUUACGCAGGUCCAUUUAUGGGACGUAUGUUCCUGGUAAUUAUUGAUGCUCACUCUAAGUGGAUAGAGGCCCAUCCUCUCCACUCAUCGACCACGGCUGCCACCAUUGAAUGUCUAAGAGACUGUUUCAGCAGAUUUGGACUGCCUGAGAUGGUGGUCUCUGAUAAUGCGACUUGCUACACAAGUAGAGACUUUCAGGAGUUUAUGGUCCGGAAUGGUAUCCAGCAUGUCACCACUGCCCCCUGGCACCCGGCCUCUAACGGCCUGGCUGAGAGGGCGGUCCAAACACUAAAAUCCCUCCUGAAGAAGAGCUCAGGCGGUUCAGUGGAGACAAAGCUGUCACAUGCUCUGUUCAGUUACAGGAUCACCCCCCAGUCUACUACGGGCAAAUCUCCUGCAGAGCUGAUGAUGAAGGGGAAGCUGAGGUCUACACUGGACCUUCUGCACCCAGACCUCCAGUCUCGAGUGCAACACAAGCAGUGGAAGCAGAAGGAACAGCAUGAUCAGCAUGCCAGAGCCCGGAGUCUCCAGGAGGGGGCUCCCGUCUACACCAAGAACUUCAGUGCUGGGCCCAGCUGGAUUCCUGGCACGGUGGAGUCAGUGACGGGUCCAGUGUCAUGCACAGUGCUGCUGGGUAGUGGUCAGCGGGUAAGAAGACAUGUUGACCACGUACGCCAUCGUUCACCUCCCCCAUCACCUACCCUAUCACGUGCCGAUGCUCCUAUGGAGUUUCCCCAAGUUCCAUGUCCUUCUUCAUCCCCACCCAUGGACAUAACUACCGAUCCCUCCGGGUAUGAGCAAAGUACCAAUGUGGAGUGCUCCCCACCUGACCCACCAGCGGCCACUCCACCAGCCCCACCAGUGCUCAGGAGGUCUGGCCGGGAGUCUCGUCCCCCAGACCGCUAUGUGCCUUGA
This is a messenger RNA of Cololabis saira (Pacific saury), 2373 nucleotides long. RefSeq lists its product as uncharacterized. The record is from RefSeq and is a predicted model, not a curated record. Gene Ontology annotation, molecular function: nucleic acid binding. NCBI's taxonomy places the organism in Eukaryota, Metazoa, Chordata, Actinopteri, Beloniformes, Belonidae. Gene Ontology annotation, biological process: DNA integration. Bases 1 to 2373 code for a protein of 790 amino acids. The transcript has a single exon.